This is a messenger RNA of Cladocopium goreaui, 1407 nucleotides long. The record is from the annotation of a GenBank genome assembly. Lineage: Eukaryota; Dinophyceae; Suessiales; Symbiodiniaceae.
UAUUCCUUGUGACGAUGCAGCCAUGGCUUGUCUCGGUGGUGGUUGUGGCGAUCGUCACCAUGACAUCUCUGUUCCUUGGGAGCUUUGACUCUUUAGAGUAUCAGGAGUUUGGCCUCAACUGCAAUUACCUCAGCGAAAGUGUUGAGAAGGAGCCUUACAGUGCCGGCCGAUACUACUUGGGCAUCACCAACAGCUUUAUCAAGUUCCCCCGAACCGUAAAGUCCAUCUCGUUUCUUGAAGAUUGGACGGAGGGAAGGCAAGGGCCUGCCUUGCAAAGCCGCACGAAGGAUGGUCUGACAGUUCAUUUGGAAGUCUCAUUUCAGUACCAGUUGAUGUUUGACCAGCUGUACACCUUGUGGUCUACACUUGGGGAAGACUAUGAGAAGACCUUCGUACGAAUGGCCAUUGAGCAGUUGUCAACAGCAACCACGCAUCACAAUGCCCAUUUUUUCUUCAGGAAUCGAACCUUCGUCAGUAAGGAGAUGCAUCGGAAACUCGACGAGCACUUCAAGCAGCAUGCCUUUGCAGAGGUGCCCUUCUUUCAACUUCGGACUGUUCACCUGCCAGACGCAUUUGAAGACGCCAUUCGCGAGACGCAGGUGCAGGAGCAGCACAUUCAAAUCGCACGGCUGGAGCAGGAGACGAAAAAGGUCACCUUUGCAACGGAAGUGCUAAAGGCCCAGCAGGCAGUGCAGAAGCUGCAAAAUGAGGCAGAGGGAGAAGCACAGGCCAUUGCAAAGAAGAACGACGCCUUUUGUUCCAUGGCCUGGCCAUGGCUGUUCAACCUCUUCAUCUCUGACCGGCUUUUCAUUGCCGUUCUUGCUUUUUUUGGAGACUUUGCCAUCGGUUUUGAAUGUUUGAAUGGUUUUGACAUCAAAUCUGUCACUUAGUUGAUCUCAUUCCGUAGCCGGACGUCAUGGGAUGUUUGAGGUGAGCAAUACAAACUUACACAGCAGUUGCAAGUGCAUGGGCUACAGUCUGUGGUUUCGAAGACAUUUUGGAACGGCUUUGAGCUCCUGAACUACUUGAGCAUCCGGGCCGUGCGAGAUCAUCCUUCCGCCAAGACUAUGAUCAGCAUUUGAUCACCAUACUGAAAACCCUUCGGAUCCUUCGGCCUUGUGGCAACGCAGAGUACAGAGCAGAAAUUUCAAUAUUUUCAAUGCAUUUCAAUGCCCUGAAGAUUUCCAACAUUAUUUCGUGUUGAAGCUGAGAACCAACGUACAGCUGAAAGUUGGGCUGUGUCUUUUCAGCGUCAGAGGCAGCUCAAAGAAGCUUGCUGAAAAUGUCGUACUAUAUGGUACUCGAAGACGCGUUCAAUCAUGUCUGUGCAAUAUUGCGCGAUGUGUGUUCGAAAUUUUAUCUGUAUGUGCAUAGCGUACAAGCUUGCUCGUGCCAUGGGUGGGAAAA